Molecule: messenger RNA, 1692 nt
Organism: Vidua chalybeata
Lineage: Eukaryota; Metazoa; Chordata; Aves; Passeriformes; Viduidae
Gene: RPP25L
Product: ribonuclease P/MRP subunit p25 like
Exons: 2
Coding region: 364-912 (182 amino acids)
Biological process (GO): tRNA 5'-leader removal
Cellular component (GO): ribonuclease MRP complex
Molecular function (GO): RNA binding
Source: RefSeq, a predicted model, not a curated record
CAGGGUUCGGAGCGGGAUCUCCGUGCUGCCGUGUCCCUGAGGAGGCUGGGGUGCGAGGUGCAGGGUCUGAGUACAGCGGGACUCAGGAGCCUGCGGGUAACAAAGUACUGCGUCCUUCAGCACCUUGAGCUGUGCGGUGGGGGCGUGGAGUGCCUUGCACAGGGUCACGCAGACUUAGGUCGGGAUGGCAUCUGCCUUGGCAGAGACGGCAGCUGUGAGGCCUGGCCUUUCUUUCUCUUGAGGAAGCAUUUUUUUAUUCCUGCAACCCCUGGCUUGCCAUCUCACGUGUGGCAUGCAGUGUUUUAUCCUCAGCUGGGCUGGCCAGGUCCCCAUGAGCCUGUAUUUGUACACGAGCAUUGCAGAAUGGAGAACUAUAAGAAGACCAAAAUUGUGGAGAAACCUUGUCCUCCUCCUUUCACUGACCUGCCCGCUGAUAUUAUUGAAAUGAAGGUGAAGGAUGGGAGCAAAAUUAGGAAUCUGAUGGGCUAUGCCAUGAGCAAGAUGGAGCAGGACUCAGUGAGGCAUAUUCUUUUCACUGGCUCAGGCAAGGCUGUCAGCAAGACCAUCACCUGUGUGGAAAUCAUGAAACGAAGGCUCAAGGAGCUGCACCAGAUCACCAAAGUGCUCUUUAAACAGAUUGAAGAAAUCUGGGAACCCAUUGUGCCUGAGGCAGGCCUCGAUGCCUUGACAGUGAAGAGAAACAUUCCUGCCAUAUGCGUCCUGCUGAGCAAAGAUGCCCUGGAUCCUCAGGAGCCUGGAUACCAGGCCCCAGGAUCUUUUGAUACCUUCCGGACUGAGACACUGAAAGCAGAAUCGCAGGGCCAGAUGAAGAGGAAGCAGGGUGGAGGCCGAGGAGCUGCCAGCACAGGGAAGCACCCUCGCUCCACCGGGGGAAUGCUGGGGGGGCCCUGAGGUGGCAGCUCCGUGCAUGGUUCAGGGGAGCUGCGGAAACCGGCCCGGGGCUGUGGCUGCACAGCUGCUGCUGAACACGGGGACUCACAGAGGUGUGAGGGGAGGGCAGGAGGAGCAGACUGUUACAACUGGGUGUGAUCAUAGCUGUCUGAAAAUGUGUUUUGACAAGUUCCCUUGCCAAAGGCUGCCAGGCUGUACUCCUUAGGGGAUCAUGGAAGAUGAGAUUUGCCUCUUCUUGAGCAAAAACUGUUGGUGUGCUGUCAGUGAGCCCCAGAGAAGGGCUGCUAGCCCAGUGAGGUUUCAGGUGCCUGGGCGUGCAGCAGCCCAGGCAGUGGGACAGACACCUGUCUGUAUGCCAGGUGCAGGUUGCUCUGACCAGUACAGAGGGGAGUCAGGACCUGAUGUGGAAUCCCCAGGCAGCUGCCUGCGUCACCUGGGCUCAUGAGUGUACAGACAGCAGGGCACAGGGCAGGGCCAGCCAUUUCUGGGCCUGAAGAGUCCUCCUGCUGAGCCUGUUGAGGGUGUUGAAUGUAGGACUGCCAGGAUACAGCUCUGGCAUCAUGUGCAUGUAGCUCCUUGGCUCAGCAGAGCUGGCGGUCGUGGUUCUCUCUCCAAACAGGCAGCAGUUGACUCGUGUUGUAACCAGCCUGAAAUCCUGUGGCUCUGCAGCUGUCCUGGGGUGCUGGUAAUGGGACGUUCCAGAGGAUCCUGUUCUUUCCCCUUUCUGCUCCUUGAUAAUGCACAAAGAUGGCUUUAAAAUAAAGAUGUAACUUCAUGUAA